AUGCUAAAGAAUAACAACCCCCCACCAGGCAACGGGCCGUCUGCUAUGAUUCUUUCCUUUAUCCUACAUGGCAACGUUCCCUACUACAACCUCGACUCGCCUCACCCUGAUCCGAUCCUCCAUGCGAAGCUAAAGGAUGCAACGGAGCUUCUCCAGCUCGACGUUGCCUGGCUGACCAACCAUUUUGAGGCAUCACGCUUCUCCUAUUCUACCCAAUCCCUCCCUAUCAACUCGCUGAUUGACGCACUCGUACGCCCGUUUGGUGAGACGGACGACCGCGAGGCGGCCUCCUGUAUCUCCUGGCGCCACGAUCCUCGGCGUGCCGUCCCUCAUCUCGCUCUCGGCGACGCACCGCAGCCCGGUGGCCAGUGGACCGAGUGUCCGCCUGGGACCACCUGGGACAUCCAGUCGCUCAGUUACGCCGGCAUGCUUUCGUUGCCCGGCUACAGCUACUACGAUCACCACCACGCCACCCACGGCUCCCACCUGCCGUCUUAUACCCGGCCGUCCAGGCGUGGUAUAGCAGAAUACUUGGCCGCAUACCCGGCUGCCGUUGGCAUCGCGGAGUCUAUUCGAACCGGACAGCUUGUAUCCGAUGUGUCGCGAACUCAGCACGGCUUCUGCAUCGGUUCCCACCGUAUCCAUUGCAAACACCUCGUUCUAGCAUCGGGGAUAUUCACCGAAGUGAAGCCUGCCAGGCCCCUGCUUCAGCCGUUGCUCGCCCUUCCAGCCCAGCCAAGCGUGCCUGCAAGAGAGAGGGCGCCUCUCCUUGUCAUAGGCUCUGGCUUCUCCGCCGCCGAUGUAAUCAUAUCCGCGCAGAGGGACCAGAAGAUCAUCCAUAUCUUCAAGUGGGAGCCAGAAACAAGCCCGUCCCCACUCCGGAGCUGCCACCAGCAAGCUUACCCCGAGUACGCCGGAAUAUAUAAGCUCAUGAAACGUAGCACACUGUCAAAGUUCACUGCCUCCAAAGCCAACGGAAGAAAUCGGGCACCCCUCUCGUCCCCCUUUCUCAAGAGCCGGGAGUGGGACGACGUAUACGAGCCCUUACCAAACACUCUUGUCGUGAGCGUAGCAGUCAAAGGCGGCGAGGGUGUCGUCAUACUCAGACGCAGUGACGGAUCUACUCUUGAACGUCGUGUUUCCGGUCUAUCUUAUGCCGUCGGCCGAAAGGGGUCGCUGGCGUAUCUUGACGACAAGCUUCAGCGUGAGAUACUCGGUGCGAGCAUUGAUGAAUCACAAGAUGCGUCCAUUGCAAAAGAUACCCUCAAGCCCUCAGCGAUGCAGAACUUGGAGGUGGCGAAAGAUGUGUUCAUAGUUGGCAGCCUCACCAGUGACUCCCUAAUCCGGUACGCUUAUGGCGGCUGUAUAUAUGCGGCAGGGAAGCUGAUGGAGCGCAGCGCUCAGCGCCAAUCUCAGCAUCAACCUAACAAUGUCGGGGUCUGUCUCAGAGCGACUGACCAGCUUCACGAGCAGAAGGCUAAUCCUGCCUCUGAUGUACCUAUGAGUAUAUACAACAACAAUAACAAUCCCACAGCACCUGGCGAUUUUCGCAUGCACAGGGUCUCCCCUGAGCUAAGGCUGGGGCCAAAAAGCGAUAGAUUUGGAAGCAAAAGGCAGAAGCCUUGGUGGACGUUUCUCUUUUCAUGGUGA
Messenger RNA from Microsporum canis CBS 113480, 1650 nucleotides. RefSeq lists its product as hypothetical. The record is from RefSeq and is a predicted model, not a curated record. The transcript has a single exon. Lineage: Eukaryota; Fungi; Ascomycota; Eurotiomycetes; Onygenales; Arthrodermataceae. Bases 1 to 1650 code for a protein of 549 amino acids.